Molecule: messenger RNA, 525 nt
Organism: Didymosphaeria variabile
Lineage: Eukaryota; Fungi; Ascomycota; Dothideomycetes; Pleosporales; Didymosphaeriaceae
Exons: 4
Coding region: 1-525 (174 amino acids)
Source: RefSeq, a predicted model, not a curated record
AUGGGCCAAGCACAAGCACGAAACGACAACCGUUCAGCUCUGCACGCCCUCACUGCAACUCUUCGUCACCGACAAGACUUACUACUUUAUGACAUUGAGAAUGCGGUUAAUGACUUCCAACAUGAACUUUCCACCUUGCGAACUAACGCAUUCGCGCCUCUACGGACAGCAUUCAUCGGACAGCUUAUGGACAAUACUUACCGAGCUGCGAACAUGGAACAUGGUGGGGGAAGUGACCAACGCCGGAAAAAACUAGUCACGAGUAGAUUUGGCUCUCAAGAUCUCUUCAUCACCCACAAACGCAUGGUCAGCGAAGCCUUUAGAGAUUUGUCCAUCAAUGUGGAAGCCGCUAUUAGGAACGCCGUAACCCGGCGGACUGCUCUGAUUGAUGCCGACCUGCAGCUCCUCCAGGAUGAGAACGUGGUAUUGGAAAGUGAGAAGAACCCCGUCUUCAGACGAAAGCUAGUAGAAGAGGUCGAACGAGCGAAGGCAGAGCUUGAGCAGAUGAGCAGCAGGUUGAGUUGA